AGCACCCCUUAACUCUAAUUGCCUUCUUUUUGAUUUCCAUUAUCUCAACGUACCAUCUCCACGAGGUCUAUGGUUGCAGCGCUGGGUGUUUCUGCAAGCUGCUGCCGCCAUCGCUGCGUGGAAAGUAGCACCAUAUCCUUCUAGUACCGAGCCACCAUGCUCCGGCACUUUAGUCGCCAAUACGCACCGAAGGUGGAGUUCAUCUCACCGAAGCCGACGGCGCCAAUUGAAAAUUUUGACUUGCAACCGAUAUCUCCAUCUCUGCUGUACCGCAAGCUGCUAAAGCUUUACUUGCGUAAGUUUGACACCGACACCAACACCAUCGUUCGUGCAUGGAAGCAGACGAAGUACGAGUUCUGGGUCCACCGCAGCGCCAACCCGGAGGAAGCUGACCUGCUAAACAUCAAAGGUCAACAGAUUCUCGAGGCAAUUCGCGCUGGUUUGGUCCCUGUCUACCACAACUCGAAGACGAAUCAAACAUACUACAAAUACGACGCCGACACCCUCAGCGCCGUGCACAACCACGUCGAUCCCGUGAGUGCAGAGGAGUUUGUGCGCCGCUUCCACGACCGCAUGGAUCCCAAGGACGUGGAGGAAAUUAAGGCAACGCUCAAAAAGUUAGGUCGCUGGACCGGACCGGACGAGCUGCGCAAGGAGGAUCUCGUUAAGCUGAAAACGAAACGCAAGGUCAAGUGCACCGAUUCUGACGAGUAG
Leptomonas pyrrhocoris is the source of this 714-nucleotide messenger RNA. RefSeq lists its product as hypothetical. NCBI's taxonomy places the organism in Eukaryota, Euglenozoa, Kinetoplastea, Trypanosomatida, Trypanosomatidae. The coding region runs from base 157 to 714 and encodes 185 amino acids. The transcript has a single exon. The record is from RefSeq and is a predicted model, not a curated record.